Molecule: messenger RNA, 2838 nt
Organism: Melanotaenia boesemani (Boeseman's rainbowfish)
Lineage: Eukaryota; Metazoa; Chordata; Actinopteri; Atheriniformes; Melanotaeniidae
Product: solute carrier family 35 member D3
Exons: 4
Coding region: 366-1697 (443 amino acids)
Cellular component (GO): Golgi apparatus
Molecular function (GO): antiporter activity
Source: RefSeq, a predicted model, not a curated record
GCUGCUGCUGCGCCUCCUCUCACUCUCCCUGGGACUCCCUCUCAUCCUCGUCCUCCUCUGCAUCCAUCCGAAAGCUGCUGCGCGAGGAGAAAAGUCACUCCAGCUGGAUCCGGACUGAGAAGAAAGUCCAUCCGAGGAGAGUUUGGGAAGUUUUUCUCCCUUCUUCCCGCAGCAGAGGUCGUUUCCUACUCUGGUGAUGCUGUGAGCUCCUCACUGCCUCGCGGUGCGUCCUUCCUCUCUCCCCGCGUCUCCGUCCAGCAGCAGUGCGUAAAACCCCAGCCCUCCCCCUCAUCAGAGCCUCCGCAGCCCGCCUCACCUCCAGCAUCUCCAGUCUCUCUUGUCUCUCUUGUCCUCUCACCUCUAACAUGGAUGUGUUUAAGAGCCGCUUGUUGGGGAUUUCCGUGGCCGUGGCGCACGGCGUCUUCUCCGGUUCGCUCAACAUUUUGCUGAAGUUCCUCAUCAGUAAUUAUCACUUCAACUUCCUGACGCUCAUCCAGUUCCUGACCAGCUUCACCGCGGCGAUCACCCUGGAGACCCUGAGGCGGCUGGGGAAGGUCCAGAUCCCCCCGUUCAGCAUACAGCUCUCCAAGGAGUUUGCCACGGUGUGCAUCCUCUCCACGCUGCAGUCCACUCUCACCCUGUGGUCGCUGCGCGGCCUCAGCCUGCCCAUGUACGUGGUCUUCAAGCGCUGCCUGCCCCUCUUCACGCUCAGCAUUGGUGUGUGCGUGUUAAGGAACGGUGUGCCGUCCAUCGGCGUGGUGAUCGCCGUGCUCAUCACCACCGGUGGAGCCGUGCUGGCCGGUGCCGGUGAUCUGACUGGCGAUCCCUUUGGCUACAUCACCGGUGUACUGGCAGUGAUCAUCCAUGCUUCCUACCUGGUUCUGAUCCAGAAAACCAGCCUGGAUAGUGAGUACGGACCCCUCACUGCACAGUAUGCCAUCACCAUCAUGGCAACUCCGGUGUUGCUGAUCUGCUCCGUCAUGUCCAUGGACGCCUUCAACAUGUGGUCGUAUGAGGGAUGGAAGCAGCCUGAGAUCACGGGCAUCUUCAUCCUCUGUAUCUUCAUCGGCUGCGCCAUGAACUUCACCACGCUGCACUGCACCUACAUCAACUCUGCCGUCACCACCAGCUUCGUCGGUGUGGUCAAGAGCAUUGCUACCAUCACCGUCGGCAUGCUGGCGUUCAAAGACGUGGCGCCGACGCAACUCUUCAUCGGCGGCGUGGUGGUGAACACUGUCGGCUCCAUCACCUACUGUGUGGUCAAAUACUUUGAGACCAAGAAAAAGAGCUUGUAUGAGGAUCUGGAGAAGGUGGGAGGAGACGCCCUGCAGCCUGGGGAGCCCUGCAGAGAGAAACCACCUCUGGACGACAACGGGGCCACCCCUGGUUCAGAUUCAGGACAACCAGGGACCGGAGGAGAGACGAACGAGAAGCAGGCAGUGGUGACAGAUCAUUUAGCUAAUGGAGAGUUGCAGACAGAGAGUGGACCAUAUGAAGGAGAAGAAGGAGGCCUGAAGGCUGGUGUGAUGUCAGAAAAAGAGAUGCUGGAGAUGCAGAGGGAGCACAUCCACAAGGAGAACGUCGGAGAUGGUCAAUCAGCCAGUGACAGGUUUGUCGGGGUUUGGAGGUCCAUCAGGCAUCUGCAGUUCACAAAGAAAGAGAACUUGAUCGACAACAUGGAGCAGGAGAGUCCGUAAACCUGACAGGACCUGAAAAGGAAAUCAAGAAAUAACUUCCAGGAUGAAGAAAGCAGAGGAGUAGAAACUACUGACAAAACCUCAACCAGAUGUCCACCUGGAACCUCUUUUACUAGCAUCAGCAGCGCUUAACAAAUGCUUGUUGGUCAUGUUGGCUGCUGUUGCGACACCUCAGUGGAAGCUUUAGUGCUAAAAGCUCAGUUUCAUCACCCAGAACUAAAGAAGCGCCUCUAAGCAGGAGGCCAGUCGACAUGUCCUUUAUCGAGAGACAGAAAAGAGGUUCCCGGUGGAGGAAAAGUGGAUGAAGAGAAGCUGCCUGGUGGUGAUAAAUUCAGCUUCUCGUCCCUCCGGCAUGCAGCGGGGAGAUUGCAGGCCAUGGUGUAGCAUGAUGCAGUUUGCAUCCCUGCUGAUUUCCCAGGUCAAGAUGAAAAUCCAACCUGGAAAGAUCUGCACAUGACCAAACUUUAUGUUUGUAUUAAAAGCUGGGGAACCGUCUGUGAGCGGCGUGGGAGUGGGAUUAACUUUGUCCUGGCUGUCGUAGGUGUGAAAAUGAGUUGAAAUGUUUCUCUCAAACCCUGCAGGUCCACUUCACUGUCGCUUUACCGUUUGUUUCCCUCACUGUCAACACAAACCAUGACGGCAAGAAUUUCCCAGAUGAUACAUGUCGGAGCUCAUCUCACGUCGUUUUUACUUCUAACUGCAACAAUCUGGUUGUAACUCGAACGUAAAUGUGCUGCUUGUCAUUUUUCCCCAGUUCAGCGGGAAAGACAUAAUACAUACAUAUAUAUAUACAUAUAUAUAUAUAUAUAUAUAUAUAUAUAUAUAUAUAUAUAUAUGUGUGUGUGUGUGUGUGUGUGGGUUUGUGUGUGUGUGUGUGUGUGUAGUACUUGAUCAAGAUGCCGAAAGGUUUUCUGGUUUCUGCUCCUCAGGUUCUUGGUUUUCCAUCUUCAGUGCUUAAACGAUUUAAAUGUUAGCGUGAGCUCCAGGUCAACGUUUUUACCCACUGAUUCAGAGGCGAAAAGAGUUUUCAUUUUUCAGGACGAACAGUCGUUUGUGAAACCGUUUAAACCCGUUUUGACAGUAAAAUGUGUUUGUUUCUUUCAUUCAUCUCAUAAAGGGACUUCGUCUGUACUGCUGAUGU